AUGACACUAUAAACAUUUGGAACAAUCAAAUUUCAAACAAUGAACAAACUGAAUUCAUUGUACAAAUUAAAGAGGCUGAUGAAAUGAUUAAUGAUUUAGUAUUCACGCAACCUCAUUAUGAAAUGCAUCCGAGUGCAAUAUAUAUUAUUUCGAUAAUUUUUGUCAAACUUACAUUUUCCUUCAAUUUUUCUAAAGAUUACCGAGAGAACACAGAAAGUUUACUUGUCAUAGAUCCAUUCCAGAUCUCUCAGACUAAUUCUAGUGAAGAAGAAUAUGAUAAACAUGCUCAAUCCAUUGAGAUGGAGAUUGAAGAAAUGUCUAAUCUUGACGAGGAUGUUGGUUGUCAAUGGAUCGAUGUUACUGGCUUACCUGCACAAACGUCUCAUUUAAGUGACACUUUAAAUCCGGAUGGUUUUCUUUGUGAGGGAAGUUUGGUUUUAAACAGUAGCAAUGAUCUUCAAUGGGAGUUGACUAAUUAUACUACCUCAUACGGAUAUCCUGUUUCUCGAGUAAAAUGUAAUUUUAUCAAAAACUGGGAUUCCAAUAAUUAUGAUUAUAUAAAUUAUACGUUACAUAAUAAUUUGUCCUUUGUAACGGAACCUUGUACUCGUGGUCAAUCUGGUCCUUUGCGUGAUUGGUAA
Messenger RNA from Dentiscutata erythropus, 641 nucleotides. The record is from the annotation of a GenBank genome assembly. NCBI's taxonomy places the organism in Eukaryota, Fungi, Glomeromycota, Glomeromycetes, Diversisporales, Gigasporaceae.